CACGUGACAAUUUGGGCGGUGCUUAGUCGGCGACGUCUCUUCAACAUGGAGUGCUGAAAAAAGGCAGGACCACCCUAAACUUCUCAAUAAGAUUUAUAUGUCUUAAAGUUGAUAGAUACAAAAACAAUGGACACACACAUGUAAACGCCUGAAGACUACCCGACUACCGUCAUACGUCGAACGACAUUGGAGUGCCUUUUUUUCUUCUUUUUUUUACAGCAACCACGCUAACCUACCGGCAGCGGCAUAUCAAAGUGUCACAACUAGUUUCAAAAAAGAAGAAAGGACGCCAUCGCAUCCACAUAAUCGAUAAGGAUAACAUCGAUAGUAACUUCCGUUAAACUUAUCAAGUUGUGACGUGACCUCUAGUUAGGGUUACUGGGUGAAAGGUGACGCUAUUCGAUCGGUCUGUUUAUUUGAGAAUGCACAAUGUGGCAAGUGUAUCCGCCUCCCUGGGCUCCAUGGGGCUGCUGCGUCUCUGUGGGGUGUCCUGGUCCUGGAGUGUUGCAGCCGGACUGGGCAUGUAUUUGGGCACGAGAAGCUGGAAGUAUUUCUACAUCGCGGCACGCACUGCCAAGAGGGACGCCAAGGGUCUGUACGUGCUGCUAAGAGUGAAGCUGGCGUUGUGGCGCUACAUGCGCAACGGAAGCAACGUCCUCUCCAUCUUCGCCCAGACGGUAAAACGUAACCCAAACAAGAUUGCACUAAUCUACGAGGCCACCGGGGAAACGUGGACUUUCGCCCAGUUGGAUCAGCUGUCCAACUCGGUGGCCAAUUGGGCGAGAAGUCAGGGCUGGAUCUCGGGGGACGUGGUGGCCCUUUUUAUGGAGAGCCAGCCCCUGCAGGUAGCGCUCUGGCUGGGCUUCGCCAAGGUUGGGGUGGAAGCCGCUCUUAUCAACUUCAACCUCCGCAGCGACUCCCUUCUGCACUGCAUCGGGGUGUCGAUGUCUCGGGCUAUUGUGUUUGGAGCUGAGCUUGCUGAUGCCAUGUUGGAGGUCAAUGCCUCCCUCAACCAGUCCAUGGUGCGGUUUUGUACCGGAGACCUCAGUGCUCAUCAGAUGGCCUAUUUGGCUGCGACACCGCUGGACCCCAUUUUAGCAUCUACACCGGGGCACGCCCCUUCACCUUGCAUCCCACGGAAAAGCAUGAACGAUCAUUUGUUUUACAUCUACACGUCUGGCACCACAGGGCUGCCCAAAGCUGCAAUUGUUGUCCACAGUCGGUACUACCGGAUCGCCGCUUUUGGCUACUAUGCUUUCAGCAUGCGUCCGAAUGACAUCAUCUACGACUGUCUUCCCCUGUACCACUCAGCAGGUAAUAUCAUGGGUGUGGGCCAGUGUCUGAUGCAUGGCCUCACCGUCGUAGUGAAGAAGAAAUUCUCAGCAAGUCGCUUCUGGGAUGACUGCAUCAAGUACAACUGCACUAUAGUGCAAUACAUUGGAGAAAUAUGCCGCUACCUCCUGUCUCAGCCCGUGCGACCGUCGGAAAAGGGCCACAAGGUUCGCUUGGCUGUGGGAAACGGUCUACGGCCCAGCGUGUGGGAGGCCUUCACCGAUCGCUUUGGGGUGAAGCAGAUCGGGGAGUUCUACGGAGCUACUGAGUGUAACUGUAGCAUCGCCAACAUAGACGGCAGGGUGGGAGCAUGUGGGUUUAACAGUCGCAUCCUGCCCAACGUUUACCCCAUCCGCCUGGUCAGAGUGAAUGAGGACACUCUGGAGCUGGUCCGGGACAGACGUGGCCUCUGUGUGCCCUGUCAACCCGGAGAACCAGGGCUCCUGGUGGGUCGCAUCAACCAGAAGGACCCCUUGAGGCGCUUUGACGGCUACGUUAAUCACGAAGCUACGAGGAAGAAAAUAGCCCAUAAUGUCUUCAAGAAGAACGAUUCGGCAUACUUGUCAGGUGAUGUUUUAGUGAUGGAUGACCUGGGUUACAUGUACUUCCGUGACCGUGGAGGCGACACCUUCCGCUGGCGAGGAGAGAAUGUGUCCACCACAGAAGUGGAGGGCAUACUCAGCAACCUUCUGGGCCAGACAGAUGUGGCUGUGUACGGCGUUGCAGUGCCUGGUGUGGAAGGGAAGGCAGGCAUGGCCGCCAUCGCAGACUCUGACGGCAGUUUCGACUGCGGCAAGUUCCUGGAGAGGAUUCAGGCGUCUCUCCCGCCGUACGCUCGGCCGGUGUUCCUGCGACUCUCGCCGAGCGUCGACACCACGGGUACCUUUAAAAUCCAGAAAACCAGAUUGCUGAGGGAGGGUUACGACCCUCGCCUCACCAGCGACCACAUCUACUUCUUAAACGGCAAAGCCGCACGCUACGUAGCGGUAGACGAGGAGCUCUACGUCGCCAUAAUGGAGGGCCGCAUGCAUUUAUGAUGUGGAUCGUGGAUGGAAGACUAAGCGUUUACUGCACCACUCGACAGGAGUUUAACGCCUUCAAGGAGCACUGUUGAGGUGACGACUCACUCCCUAGGAAGUACUGUUACUCAUGAUUCAUUUUUAUUUAACGCCGUAGGGAUAAAAUGUCGCGACAUGUAAGGGUAUUUAUCCACUCCAAUAACUUCCAUACAUUAAAUGCCUCACACCGCAUAGAGCGGCUUUGGUAGCUGAGACAUCCCGGUCAGGGAUUCCCAUGUAGGAUUUAUUCUUAUAAAGUAAAACUCCUGUUGUGUGUCAGGAUGAAGCCUCUGCACAGGAGGUUAUAGGUCAAAUACUAAUAGUUUUCAUUUUUUUAAUACAGUGCACAGAAUCUAAUGUCCACACAUCUCAAAAGUAACGUAUGUGCCUUACGCCUAUGUGUGUGUGUGUGUGUGUGUGUGUGUGUUUGAAAGACCGUAAAAGAAAGUGCUGCUUGUUAACUGUAGUUAUUUAAAUGUAUGUAUACUUGCCUCGUUAUUGAUUACUGUAUUAGCAUUUCAUUCUUUUUACCAACCAACAAUGGAUCACCGGUAUUGUACAAUGUAUUUUAAGACAGCAUUUUGGUUACCAAAUAGUUUGUUACAACAAAUAAUUCCAGAAAACAAUGGUAUUGCAUUCAUAAUGCAAUUAUGCAUAAUGCAAUUAACCUCCGGUUUGUUUAUUCUAAACUUUUUUUUUAUGUAAAAAAAAAAUGUACCACUUCCACAUUGAAUGGGAGGAUAACGCAAAAAAAUGCGUUUACAAAGAAGGAUUUUAGCAGGACAAAAAUGAUGAGUUUGACGUCUGUGGUUAUGUAAAAUUAUCCACAGUCAUAUCAUGUAGCAGGUUUUGAAAUAUUUCAAUAUGCAUCCUCCAAGUUGUUUUUAACGAAAAUUAAACCAUUUCAACUUAAAA
This is a messenger RNA of Doryrhamphus excisus (bluestripe pipefish), 3305 nucleotides long. It is a transcript of the gene slc27a1a, whose product is annotated as solute carrier family 27 member 1a. Gene Ontology annotation, molecular function: oleoyl-CoA ligase activity; long-chain fatty acid transmembrane transporter activity. The record is from RefSeq and is a predicted model, not a curated record. Gene Ontology annotation, biological process: long-chain fatty acid metabolic process; long-chain fatty acid import into cell; medium-chain fatty acid transport. Gene Ontology annotation, cellular component: endoplasmic reticulum membrane; mitochondrial inner membrane; plasma membrane. Lineage: Eukaryota; Metazoa; Chordata; Actinopteri; Syngnathiformes; Syngnathidae.